Molecule: messenger RNA, 390 nt
Organism: Echinococcus granulosus
Lineage: Eukaryota; Metazoa; Platyhelminthes; Cestoda; Cyclophyllidea; Taeniidae
Exons: 4
Coding region: 1-390 (129 amino acids)
Molecular function (GO): zinc ion binding
Source: RefSeq, a predicted model, not a curated record
AUGGAUCAAGUUAUUCUAAUUUGCUGCGUUUUUAUUUUAUACUUGGCUUUAUCACCCGGAAAAACUCAUUCAACGAUGGAGCAACCCCCUCCUCCCCAUACGGCUCUACCGAUCUCUGAGGCGUCCAAACAAGGGGAAACACAGCCUUCUCGUACUCAGACUUUUGGCGUAGAUUCUCGAGUCGCAUAUUGUCCCACUUGUCGCUUGAAAGUCAACACCAUUGUCGACAAUCAAAUCAGCACUGCCAAGUUUCUCUGUCUGUUUGUCCUCUGCCUCAUCACCGCUCCCCUGUUUUUAUUCCUCAUACCCUUCGUUUCUUCCGGAUAUCAGGAGGUGAAUCACUUUUGUCCCUACUGUUCCAACCUUUUGGGCAUUUUUAAGUCAGAGUAG